Messenger RNA from Ramularia collo-cygni, 2295 nucleotides. Its product is annotated as related to nucleolar complex protein 2. Gene Ontology annotation, cellular component: Noc2p-Noc3p complex; nucleoplasm; Noc1p-Noc2p complex. NCBI's taxonomy places the organism in Eukaryota, Fungi, Ascomycota, Dothideomycetes, Mycosphaerellales, Mycosphaerellaceae. The transcript has a single exon. The coding region runs from base 1 to 2295 and encodes 764 amino acids. The record is from RefSeq and is a predicted model, not a curated record. Gene Ontology annotation, biological process: ribosomal large subunit biogenesis.
AUGGUCCAAAAGAAAGCCCAGAAGAAGUUCGAGCGCGAGCAUCUGAAAGAUGUUCUGGAACGGCGAAAAGGCCAAAAGAAAACGAAGCAGCAACAACAGCUAAAGGCCAAGAAGAAGGCGCGCCGCGCUGAAGAGGAAGGCAAGGAUGGAAAGACGGAUGCGGACGCGGGCUCAGCUCAAAGUGGGAGAAAAGAGGCGAGCGCGAGCGCGUUCAAGGACAUGAGCGUCGACGACUUCUUUCAGGGCGGCUUCGACGUGCCCGAGCUGCCGGCCGAAAAGGCCAGCAAGCGCAAGCGCACGCCUGCGAAAGCGGAGGUUGAGGAGGAUGACGAAGAACUAUCCUCCGCAUCGGAGGACUCUAUGGAUCGUGAGGCGGUGCCCCGUGGUAGCGACUCGGGCUCUGACUCGGAAGACGGCGAGGAUUUCAACGAGCAAUUACAGGCGCUGGCGAAACGAGAUCCCGAAUUCCACAAAGUGCUGCAGAAGGAGGAACCUGACAUGUUUGACGACUUGGACGAUCUGCAGAUCAGCGGCGAUGAAGAGGGAGAAGACGAGCCCAAGCGGAAGAAGCAGCGACACGAAGGCUCCGACGAUGAGAUGGGUGGGUCUGGCAAGAUCGAAUUGGACAUGGCGACAGUCAAGAAAUGGCGGACGGGAAUGGUCGAACAACAAUCCCUACGGGCCGCCAAGGAAGUUGUCAUCGCUUUCCGCUCCGCUGCACAGGUCUCCUCUGCCGACGCGGAAGACAAGGACUUCAAAUACGCGGUGUCCAAUCCGGACGUAUACCACGCGCUCCUCACCACCGCAUUGAAGCACAUUCCAGAUAUAUUCGAGCAUCAUCUACCUGUGCAGGAGAACAAGAAUGGCAAGGCGCAUGUUGGCACCGAGUCGAAGAAGUUCAAAACGCUCACCCCUAUCCUUCGCUCUCAGAUCUCCGGAAUCCUACACCUACUGGACCAUCUCUCAGACCCGGCAACACUACGACUCACACUCACAUCCACUCUGCCACUCCUACCAUAUCUCCUAUCAUUCAAGAAGCUUGUUCGAGACCUUGCCAAAGCCGUUACUAAUGUAUGGGCGUCGUCAUCAAACACGGAGAGCACCCGCAUUGCUGCAUUCUUGGUGAUGCGCCGCCUCGUGGUCAUUGGAGAUGCCAGCAUCCGGGAGAACGCGUUCAAGGCCAUCUACCAGGCACUGGUGAAGAGCAGCCGCAAUACGACUAUUCACACAAUGCCAGGCGUGAACCUGAUGAAGAAUUCGGCCGCAGAGCUUUGGGGCUUGGUUGGAGGAGAUGGUGGGGUGGCAUAUACCACUGCCUUUACUUUCAUCAGAAGUCUUGCGAUCCAUCUGCGCGGUAGCAUCACAAACAACUCUGGUGAAAGCUACAAGACGGUCUACAACUGGCAGUACGUUCACAGCCUCGACUUCUGGAGCAGAGUGUUGGCUGCUCAUUGUACCGAGCCAACCUCACCACUGCGACCUCUCAUCUACCCGCUAGUACAGGUCACACUUGGUGCUCUCCGAUUGAUUCCCACCGCUACCUACUUUCCGCUUCGUUUCCAGCUCAUCCGUUCACUGCUCCGUGUCAGCAUGGCUACUGGAACAUACAUUCCCCUCGCAGCGCCUCUGUAUGAAGUGUUCAACAGUGCAGAAAUGCGAAGAGCGCCUAAGCCUGGAACUCUCAAGCCUUUGGACUUUAGCAUCGCCAUCCGAGCACCCAAAUCCUAUCUUCGUACGCGUAUCUACCAAGAUGGCGUUGCAGAGCAGGCGCAAGAGCUGCUCUCGGAGUUCUUCCUGCUAUGGACCAAGAAUAUUGCAUUCCCAGAACUUGCGCUUCCUGUGACAGUCAUGCUGAAGAGAUGGUUGAAGGAAGUGAAUCAGCGCGGCGCUAGCAAGGGUGGCAACAAGAACCAGAAGAUCAACACGAUGAUGCAGUUACUCGUGCAAAAGCUCGAAGCCAACGCGCGCUGGAUUGAAGAGAAGAGAGCAAAGGUCGACUUUGCACCAAAUGACAGAAGAAAUGUGGACAAGUUCCUGGCAGAUGUAUCAUGGGAAAAGUCACCACUGGGCGCAUAUGUUGUUGGGCAGAGGAAGACAAGGGAGGAGAAGGCAAGACUGGUCGAGGAGUCGAGAAAAGAGGAAGAGAGGAGGCGCCAGAAAGACAAGGAUGCCAAGACUGGUGGAGACGAAGACGACGUUUCGGAGAGUGAGGAGGAAGAAGGAGACGAAGCGGCAGACGAUGAUGAGGAGUCUGAAGAGGACGAGAUAAUGCUGGACGGCGAUGACAGCGAGUAG